This is a messenger RNA of Neospora caninum, 5556 nucleotides long. RefSeq lists its product as hypothetical. The record is from RefSeq and is a predicted model, not a curated record. The coding region runs from base 1 to 5556 and encodes 1851 amino acids. NCBI's taxonomy places the organism in Eukaryota, Apicomplexa, Conoidasida, Eucoccidiorida, Sarcocystidae. The transcript is spliced from 10 exons.
AUGGUGAAGGUUCAAAAGAUGCUCCCCUUGCAGCGGAUCGCUGCCGGAUCUCCGGACAGCGGCAACGGCAACUGGCCCACCCCCCCCCUCGAACCCUCCCGGUGUCUUGGCCAGUCUCUGAAUUCUCAAAAGUCGCAUGGCCCCCGCGCAGGCGGGGGCCAUGCGACUCUGGAAGGCGCCUCCACGCCCGCUGGAGUCUCUCUGCAGGUCGAUGCGUUCGCGGAGUCCAGCCCGCCCUUGGAAAUCACGUGUUCUACUGCGUCAUUUGGCUCCGCUUCGGCCACAGUUGCCUGUUCUUCGUCUUCUUCUGUCUCGUCGGUGUCCUCGCCAGUCGCCAGCUCCAGGGAGUCGGAAGGCCCGCGCGUGUGCGCUGCCUGCGGCCUUCCGGACCUUCGUGACUGGUACCCGUGCUACUAUCCGCUCAAUUCCGAAUGCGCCGGCGGCCGUUCUUUGUCUCGGUCGUCCACCUUCUCCAGACCUUUCGAGCAAGACGAGGACGAGACAACUGACAACGGCGCACUCGGCGCGUUCGUUAACGAAGUCUUCAGCCGGGGACAGCUGCUGGCCCGACCGGGUGUGGAUCGCCUCCCGGGCUCCGGCACAGCUGGGCAUGUUCAAGGCUGGCGGUCCCACGACCUCGAGAACGUUGGGGACGGAACCGAAAAAGGGAAUGAAGACUGGAAAGGGAAGAUCAUGGUGACGCCGAGCUGGGCGUAUGCCUUUGAAAACUUCCCAACCGUUUUCGCGUGCAGAGAGAAGAAAAAGCGAGAAAACACACUCCCUGUGACUUGGCGAGUCACGCUGCUCAUUGAGUGCCUCGCCAGACCUGGAAGCUUUACGCCUCGCCUCCGCUCCAUCGUCCGCGCUUCCUCGUUUGCGGGCGCGACUCGGCAAGUCACGAAACCCCGACGAGGCGGUCACUUCCUCGCUGCGGCUGCCUUCGCCAAGCGCUUUUUCGCACAAGCAGGAGAACGCGCUGCUUCCGACGAGGCGACCGGCGCGCCUGCAGGCUCCUGUGCGUUGUCUUCUCGAGAGAAGGCGGAGACCGCCUGUUCUGCUCACGCUGCGGAAGCAGUCCAGAAAGAACCGUCGAGAGCACACGCGCGUGGAGUGGAGGAUCCAGUGAAGCGUGGCCGAGGAAAGGUCUCGGGCGAAGCUCGCCCCCAAACACGGAAAGAAGCGGAAGCCGCCGUCGUUGCCGCCGCCCACACCCUGAGUGCGGAAGCGCUUUUCCAGAACUUUCUCGAGUGGCAGUGCGAUGAUCCGUCGGCUCUCUUUCCCGUCCGACUGCUUGUCUUUGCGCUCGGCCCCAAGGCGCCAGACAGCCAGGCCAAGACGCAAACACCUGACUCGGCGAGAGAGAAACACGCUGAGCGGGGCCAGCACUGUGCAGGCUGGGCUCAGCCUUUCGAUUUGUGGUCUUCUCAACCCGGAGGCCUUCUCUUCGCUGCGCCUCAGGAGUCUUCGGCCUCUGCUGCGGCCCGCAUCCCAGAGGCAGCGGUUCCCGCGGCGGUUCCGCUAGAGAAAAACGAGCGGAAAGACGUGCACCGACCUACGCAGUGGGCAGGGGACGAGAACGAAGUGCUCCGCAGUCAAGGGAACGAGGACGGCGCCAAGGAGCGCGGAACCGAAGCUGCAGUGCCUGGCGAAGCCGCAGCGGGUCCAAGACGUUCCGCCAACGUGGCAGCUGCGGAAGCAACGCUCGCUUGUCACGGAAAGAGGGCGAUGCCCCAGGAGGAGGGAGCAAAGACAAAAGCUUUGGUGUCCGACGGCGGGGAGCACGGCGAGGACUGUCGCCGUCCCCACGAAAAAUCCGAGUGUGCUCGAGACACCGCUGUUAAGGGAGAGUCGGCGCGACAGCGGGGCGAAGGACUUCGGGCGCGAAAGGCCCAGGAGGGGCCAAGGCUUGCCGGGGGCGGCGCCGGCGAGGAGCGAGUCAUGAAAGCAGAAUCCGUGGCCUCCAGGCUUGCGGAAGGGAUCUCUGUCGAGCAAGCGUCUGAUCCCCACCGUGAAAAAACCAGCUCGAGCCUUCUAGAAGGCGCCAACGGGCUGCCUCGCUCCCUGCAAUCCGCCCCCUUCGACGCAUCUUCCACUGCGUUGCCAUCCGUCCCUUCUCCGUGUUCACUUGCCGCCAUCCUGGUUCCACGCCCGACGCAAGCGGAACCUGGACCCUCGUCCUCCGUGUCAGAGUCCACAGCGGCGGCCGAGACAGAGGCACUGUCGCAGGCAAACUCCGAUGUCUCUUCUUCGCUCUCCGAGGCUAGGCCUGCGUCGCCCUCCAGCCAGCUGGUUUUCAGUUCAGCCGAGAAAGAAGAACAAGAGACUCCCUCGGGAAACGAAGUCCCGUGUCCUGUGCUGGUGAAGGAAGAAUGUGAAGAAGCAUCUCAAGGCGCUGCUGGCGAAGGCGGCGCUGUCGACGCCGCGGCUGCGGCGCAAGAGCGUCUCUCGUCUCCGCCCCGCCACUCUGUGGGUGUCUCCUGUUCCGGACCGCCGGCAAAUGAAGUGAGAGACGAGGCAGCGCCGAAAGGGGCUGGGGGCGGCGAAGGCCUGCAGGGGCCCUUGGACGUGAAGCCUGAACGAGUGAAGACAGAGCCGAUCCAAGCAAACCAGGAUGAACGAGGGAUGGGCGCGAGGACUGAAACGAAUCAAGUUCUCGAACGGGGCAGUGAGGAACGUCGAACCGGACUGAUUCAAGUCGGCAGCGCGCAUGCGACCACGCCACUCGCAAAUCGCUCCACGUGUGCUCCCCUCGAGUCUGCUCACUCCUCCGCUUUCGUCUCGUCUUCCUCUUCUUCCUCUUCUUCCUCUCCGUUGCGCUCCCCCCUGGCCUCCUCUCCGUUGCCGCCCUCCUCGCCGCACUCCUCCUCUUUCGCUUCUUCCUCCACGAGGACAGCUGCCUCCACGCCUGUGGCGAACUCCUCUUCGUCUGCAGCGUCCGUUUCUUGUCCUCGGGAAGCCCCGGAGGCGUGCUCGGGUCCUCCCGAGGACGACGGCUUUGCAGCCUACUGUCGGCAUUCCCAUUCGGAGACGCUUCUUCUGCUCGCGCCGAGCCGAGAAGAGCCCGACGCAGCGCUGCGCGAGUGGUGUGAAGCUCCCGGGACGAAGGCGCAGUCGUGGGUUUUUCUGGUCCCGCCGGCUCGGGGCUCGGCGGAAUCUUCUGCCUCCUGCGUCUCGCCGCUGCGAAGCCACGGAGCUGCGGGACACCCGAAACAGGCCGAGUCGGGUGCGGCGAACUCAGACCCGCCAGCUAGCGUCGGCGGCACGUGUACGUGCUGUUCGGAACGCACAGAAACCGACGCGUCCGGAGGGGCCUUGCAGGGAACGUGGAACUACGGAUGUUGUCCCGUUUGCUUCACGAACUGGCGGUGCGUUAUAGGUCCGGCGAAACCCACUCAGGCAGCGUCUGGCGUCCUCUGUCCGGCUGCUCACGGCCGGUGGCACGUCGGUUUGCGAAAGCCGUUUGAGAAGCGCAAUCUCCUCCAGACUUUUCUGCGCAAAUUCUGUGGGGAGUCCCUGCCCUGGAAUGCAGCGAAGAGUUGUUUCCUGGCUCCGCUCGGCUUCGUCUACGAAAUCGGGAAGCUCGCAGCGACGUUCGACUUCCACAUCGAAGACAGAGUCCUCCGACUGGUGCAGUGUCAGCUUGGCCUCCUCGCGUCGGCGGCUGGCGAGCCGACUGUGCUGGGCGUGGGGGACCAUUCUCGAGAGCACCCGAGCGGUGAGACGGCGAUGUGGCCACGUGAAGCGCACCACAUACGAAAUGAGUGGACGCAGUGGGUAGCGGACGAAGUGGAAACGCUCGCCGUCGAGACUCCCGGCAGCGAGGCGUGGCGCCACCGCCUCAAAGGCAUUCUGAGAAAGUCGCCCUUUUGGGGGUUUCGCCGGCUCUUCAUUGCCAUUCCCUACACCCCGCGUGCGCGAGACGCCCGUCUUCUCGCCAGCGGUCCGGGAGCGGCGGAGCCUCGAGCGCCCGCCUCGCUAGGGACUGUGUGCUACCUGUCUGCGUCGCCAAACGUCGAGGACCGCUGCCAGCGGUUCGAAGGAAUCCUUCGAGAAGCAGCUGAAGGCGGGCAAGGGUCCGGGCCUGCGCGAGAAAGAGGAGAGCACGCGUCGGCGCACCUCUGGGGCGGUUCACGGCGCAAAGAGACUGGAAAGAUCAAUUUAACUCCAGGAAGGGGGAAGUAUUUCCUGGUCGAUCGGCAAGAUCUCGGGGUUCUGCUCACUCGGUUGAGCGUGCGAAUGAUGGCGCGCAAAUGGAUCGGCCACGGCCUGGGGCCCGCGACGCAACGCGAUGCACGACUCCUCCUCGCCCUGUGCGGAUCCUCGUCUCGGCCGGAGAUGCCGGCGUCGGCGGAAGACCGGGAGGAAGCGAGACGGUCGAAACGGGACCGCGAUUUUCGUGUCGAAGCAACUCGAGACGCUGCCGCGAGCCAGUCCAACCGGCAAGCCCCGGGGCGAGGUGACCUCUCGUUUUCCAAGGGCUCAAGGCCCGCGUCGGCAGACCCUCUUGCUCGGCAAUCCCUCUUUCUCGCCGACAGCGAUGACGAGAAAGAGAAUGUUCGCCACAAAAAACGGCGGGCGCGCGAGGAGAAGAAGCGAGACGAAAAGCGCCCGCGACCUCGAGAACGCGAAGACAGAUCCGACGAGUCGCCAGAUCGCGCCUUGGACCGAGCCGCUGCGCCAGCCCACAUCGACGUCCGAGAAAUGCUUUUCACCGCAGUGGCGAAGACUGAGGAGGCGACGAAAAAACUGGAAGACGAACUCGAUACCCUGCUGAGGAAAGUGAGGCCGCCCCGAGCCACCUGGGACGCAGAUGGGCGAGUUUCUUCCAACGGCCCCGGCACUGGCGGGCUCCGCUUGGUCCGGGAACCCGGCGGCUCUGUCGAAUGGGCGUACAUUGCCUUUUUGGUUCUUCCGAAUCUUCCUCCCUCGCUGAAGCGGAAGGCCGACAGGGUUUCCGAAAGGCACCGGCCGAACGCCAGUGAGGUCUGGGUGGACUUCUACAACCCGAAGCUGCUUUGCGGCCUCGUGGGCGGCGCCGUAUUGAUUGAGCGUCGCGUGCUGGACGACGUGGAAAGGCGCAAGGCGUGGCCAAGCGAUGGGACGCCUGCAAAGGUGGAACUCGACAAACUCGUCGCGAAAUCGGAGGCUUCCAUCGGCAUCGCGUUGGGUUCGUCGUUCCUCACGGCGGACAUGCGCGAGCGAAACGCGGAGGGCGGCCUAUUCAAAGAUUACCGCUUCUACGUCUCGGGCGAUCGAGACAGUAGAGAGCACCGACUGUGCCGUCUGCUCAUCGAGUUGGGCAACGGGGCCUUCGAGACGCGACUCAAAGUGACGGACUACGUCGUUUUCUGCGACGACUCCGAGAGAGACAUUGUUCAAGCAGUUCAGAGGCUGCAGCAGAGAGGAGAGGUGAAGGUCCAAAACACUCUAGGCGACAGACACACGAACCCGGUGACGCCCAAGUUCCUGUACGACUGUAUUCUCGGCUGGGCUGUGAUGUGCCCCAGUCGAGAGCGAGGCCACGUCCCUUUCUCGAAGGCUUUCGGUCGCCACUAG